CUAUCAAAACUCAUGCUCAAUGUUUCUGAUUUCGGACUUGCUUCUUCCCCCUCUCUCCCGCUAUCCAUUGUUCGUCCCUAAUCUCCUGUCUCUGCAACUUUCAUUUGCCCUUCUCUGCAAUUCCCUAAACCCUAGGGUCUCCUUCUCCCCUAUUCACUCCCUCUUCAAUUUCCAACUUCUCUCCUCUUCUUCUCCUCUCUGAUUUCUUUUCCGUUAGGGUUUCCAUUUCCUAAGUAUACAUUUCGACAUCUUUCGGAUACUAGAUAGUGGUGUAAAGAAUUCUUGCCUUCUGAUUUCUUGGAUCUGAUCAUGGACCCGCGAGAUUCUUCUUCGUCGCAGUCGACGCCCUCCGCGAUUCGGGAUGCUGCUGCUGCUUCAUCGUCCACUGCCGGUGAGGACGAUGCCAUUCUUUCUGUCACUGCUGCUCUUGCUAAGGACGCCGCCCUCCAUUUCCAAUCUCUCCGUUUUGCUGAGUGUCUCGCUGUUUUGCAUCAGCUCAAGUUAAAGAAAGAAGACGAUCCCAAAGUGCUUCAUAAUAUUGCAAUUGCGGAAUACUUUCGUGAUGGUUGUUCAGAUCCAAGAAAGUUGCUUGAAGUACUUAAUAAUGUCAAGAAGAAAAGCGAGCAGCUUGCUCAGGCUUCUGGUGAGCAGGUUGAUGCUGGGAGCAAUGCUGGAAAUAGAGUUAUUUCAGGCUCUAAAGAAAGUGGUACAAUGGCACAUCAAUUUUCUGCUACAAAUAGUUCGACUUUGGUUUACAUGGAUGAUUUUGACUCGGCAGUUGUAACAUUAAAUAUUGCAAUUAUCUGGUUUCAUCUUCAUGAAUAUACUAAAGCAUUAUCAGUUCUGGAACCUUUGUAUAACAAUAUUGAGCCCAUUGAUGAGACAACUGCUCUCCAUGUUUGCCUUCUGUUGCUAGAUGUUGCACUUGCCUGCCAGGAUGCGGCAAAAUCUGCUGAUGUGCUGAUCUAUCUAGAAAAAGCUUUUGGUGUCAGCUCCACAAGUCAAGGUGAUAAUGCAAGCAUGACAAAUCAACAAUCUGCAAAUCUAGUUGCAAAAUCAUCCUCUAUUCUGAGUGGUUCAUCAGCCUUGGAUGCAUCUAAUUCAGAUUUAGCACCAAGUGGAAAUGCCUUGGAAAAUUCUUUGUCGAGAACUUUAUCAUUAUCAGAGGAGUCACUGGAGUAUGAAACCAUGUUUUCGUUGGACAUAAGUGGACAGAACUUGACAAGACCAUCUGGUUUUCCAUCUUCUAAUGAUCUUUCUAGGAUCCAACUUGAUAGGUGUAUAUCUAGCAUUGAUCUAAAGCUUAUGUUGCAGCUUUACAAGGUCCGAUUUCUACUUCUCACAAGGAACUUAAAACAAGCGAAGCGUGAAGUCAAGCUUGCCAUGAACAUUGCACGUGGUAGAGACUCGUCCACGGCUCUCCUUUUGAAGUCUCAGCUUGAAUAUGCUCGUGGGAAUCAUCGUAAAGCCAUCAAGUUGUUGAUGGCAUCAAGUAACCGCGCUGAGAUGGGGAUUUCAAGCAUGUUCAACAAUCUUGGUUGCAUUUAUUUUCGGCUUUAUAAAUACCACACAUCAUCUGUGCUCUUUUCCAAGGCACUAUCUAGUAGUUCGUCAGUACGGAAGGAUAAGCCUCUGAAACUGUCAACUUUUUUCCAAGAUAAAUCUCUCCUCAUUAUCUACAAUUGUGGCAUACAGCACUUAUCUUGUGGGAAGCCCUUGCUGGCUGCUCGCUGUUUCCAGAAAGCAAGUCUAAUAUUUUACAACCUUCCUAUCUUGUGGUUACGGCUUGCUGAGUGUUGUCUGAUGGCCCUAGAGAAGGGACUUAUAAAAGUUGGUCGAACGCCAGGGAAAUCAGAAAUUAUAGUCCAUGUUGUUGGCAAGGGAAAAUGGAGGCAUCUUGCAAUAGAAAAUGGGAGUUCACGAAAUGGAUGUUUGGAUUUUGUUGAAAGGGAGGACUUGUUUUUGGGCAGUGAAAGGCAACUGAAGCUCUCUGUGUCCCUUGCCCGUCAGUGUCUCCUCAAUGCCUUGCACUUGUUGGACUGUGCUGGUAUGAAAGAUUUGAAGUCCAGUUUACCCUCCAGUAUCUCCUUGGAAGAAAAUGAAUCAAGUGAAGGAGAAGCGGUCAAGAAUUCAUACCACAGGGGUUUAACUGGCCUAGAUACCAAAGCAUCAACUUUAUCUGUGGGCUUAGGUCAGCUUAAUGCAAAUGGGGAUGCAAAGGAGCAGAAGGGAGCAACAAGCCAGGAGAACAUGCAUAACUCCAUCUCUUACUUUGAAGAUACUCGUUGGAGAGAGAAUCAGAUGAUUAAGCAAGCUCUUCUUGCUAACUUGGCUUAUGUAGAGUUGGAACUAGAAAACCCCGAGAAGGCUUUGUCCACGGCAAAUUCUCUCUUGGAACUUUCAGAAUGCUCAAGAAUUUAUGUUUUUCUUGGUCAUGUGUAUGCAGCAGAGGCCCUCUGCUUGCUGAACAAGCCUAAGGAAGCUGCUGAACACUUGUCAAUUUAUGUGUCUGGAGGAAGUAAUGUUGAGUUGCCCUUCAGCCAGGAGGACUGUGACCAAUGGAAAGUGGAGAAAACUUUCGAUUGUGAAGAUUCCAAUGGAGGAUCAGUUGCAAAGACUUCUUCUCCUGAGGAAUCGCAAGGUAUUGUGUUCCACAAGCCAGAAGAGGCACGGGGUAUCCUUUAUGCCAAUUUCGCAACCAUGUAUGCGGCACAAGGUGAGCUUGAACGGGCCCACCAUUUUGUGACGCAAGCAUUGUCCCUUGUACCCGACAGUCCAGAGGUCACUUUGACAGCAGUUUACGUGGACCUCGUGCUCGGUAAGUCACAAGCAGCUAUUUCCAAGUUAAAACAUUGUAGUCGGGUUAAGUUCGUUCCAAGCCAUGUACAAUUGAAUAAAUCUUGAUGGCUGUAUCAGAGUGGCUUCUAAUUCUUGUGUCUGGCUCAUCUGUCAUAGUUAGUGGGUAGAUCAGCAAUCCUUUAAUAGGGGAUUUGUAGCAUAUAUAUAGUUCAGUUAAGAGAAUAAAUUUUCUGUUAAUUUUUUUCCCCUUUUGAUUUUUGAUAUCUAGGGUUCAUUAAUUGGUGUGGCAGAGUGUUUUGGAUAGAGCUGAUGCCCACCUUUCAAAUUUAGUUGUGCCUUGAAAACAGAAGAAAAGAAAUUAUUCAUCAAGUGCUCUUGAGAUUUCAAUUUUA
Messenger RNA from Manihot esculenta (cassava), 3191 nucleotides. Its product is annotated as CCR4-NOT transcription complex subunit 10. The transcript is spliced from 6 exons. Gene Ontology annotation, biological process: negative regulation of translation; mRNA catabolic process. Gene Ontology annotation, molecular function: protein binding. Gene Ontology annotation, cellular component: CCR4-NOT complex. The record is from RefSeq and is a predicted model, not a curated record. Lineage: Eukaryota; Viridiplantae; Streptophyta; Magnoliopsida; Malpighiales; Euphorbiaceae. Bases 310 to 2904 code for a protein of 864 amino acids.